CGACUGGUGGCCCUAGUGCCCAUGCCCAGCGACCCUCCGUUCAAUACCCGAAGAGCCUACACCAGUGAAGAUGAAGCCUGGAAGUCGUAUUUGGAGAAUCCCCUGACGGCAGCCACCAAGGCGAUGAUGAGCAUUAAUGGUGACGAGGACAGUGCUGCUGCCCUGGGUCUGCUGUAUGACUACUACAAGGUUCCUCGAGACAAGAGGCUGCUAUCUGUGAGCAAAGCAAGUGACAGCCAGGAAGAGCCGGAUAAAAGAAACUGCCUUGGCACCAGCGAAGCCCAGAGUAAUCUGACUGGAGGAGAAAACCGAGUGCAGGUCCUAAAGACUGUUCCAGUAAACCUUUCCCUAAAUCAAGACCACCUGGAGAAUUCGAAACGGGAACAGUACAGCACAAACAUCUCCGAGAGCCCGGCCAUCAUCCCGGUGUCCGGAAUCACGGUGGUGAAAGCUGAAGAUUUCACGCCCGUGUUCAUGGCCCCACCCGUGCACUGUCCCCGGGGAGAUGGCGAGGAGCAACGUGUGCUUAUCUUUGAACAGACCCAGUAUGGUGUGCCCUCCAUGGCCAGCCAUAGCACCUACCUCAAGGAAGACCAGCGCAGCACCCCCGACAGCACUUACAGCGAGAGCUUCAAGGACGGAACCGCAGAGAAAUUCCGGAGUGCUUCCGUUGGAGCUGAGGAGUACAUGUACGACCAGGCAUCAAGUGGCACAUUUCAAUACACCCUGGAAGCUACCAAGUCUCUGCGUCAGAAGCAGGGGGAAGGCCCCAUGACCUACCUCAACAAAGGACAGUUCUAUGCCAUAACGCUCAGCGAGACUGGAGACAACAAAUGCUUCCGACACCCAAUCAGCAAAGUUAGGAGCGUGGUGAUGGUGGUCUUCAGUGAAGACAAAAACCGAGAUGAGCAGCUGAAAUACUGGAAGUACUGGCACUCUCGGCAGCAUACGGCGAAGCAGCGGGUCCUUGACAUUGCUGAUUACAAGGAGAGCUUUAAUACGAUUGGAAACAUCGAGGAGAUUGCAUAUAACGCUGUUUCCUUCACCUGGGACGUGAAUGAAGAGGCAAAGAUUUUCAUCACUGUGAAUUGCCUGAGUACAGAUUUCUCGUCCCAGAAAGGGGUGAAAGGACUUCCUUUGAUGAUUCAGAUUGAUACAUACAGUUAUAAUAAUCGUAGCAAUAAGCCCAUUCAUAGAGCUUACUGCCAGAUCAAGGUCUUCUGCGACAAAGGAGCAGAAAGGAAAAUCCGAGACGAAGAGAGGAAGCAAAACAGGAAGAAGGGGAAAGGCCAGCCCUCCCAAACCCAGUGCAACAACUCCUCUGAUGGGAAGUUGGCCGCAAUACCUUUACAGAAGAAGAGCGACAUCACCUACUUCAAAACAAUGCCUGAUCUGCACUCGCAACCGGUCCUCUUCAUACCCGACGUUCACUUUGCAAACCUGCAGAGGACAGGACAGGUGUAUUACAACACGGAUGAUGAACGAGAAGGCAGCAGUGUCCUUGUCAAACGGAUGUUCAGGCCCAUGGAAGAGGAGUUUGGCCCAGCACCUUCUAAGCAGAUGAAAGAAGAAGGGAUGAAGCGAGUGCUUUUGUACGUGCGGAAGGAGACAGACGACGUGUUCGACGCUUUGAUGUUGAAAUCCCCCACGGUGAAGGGCCUGAUGGAAGCGAUAUCUGAGAAAUAUGGAUUGCCUGUGGAGAAGAUCGCAAAGCUUUACAAGAAAAGCAAAAAAGGCAUCUUGGUGAACAUGGACGACAACAUCAUUGAGCACUACUCGAAUGAGGACACCUUCAUUCUCAACAUGGAGAGCAUGGUGGAAGGCUUCAAGAUCACGCUCAUGGAAAUCUGA
This is a messenger RNA of Puma concolor (puma), 1851 nucleotides long. The record is from RefSeq and is a predicted model, not a curated record. NCBI's taxonomy places the organism in Eukaryota, Metazoa, Chordata, Mammalia, Carnivora, Felidae.